Rhodotorula graminis WP1 is the source of this 1213-nucleotide messenger RNA. RefSeq lists its product as uncharacterized. Lineage: Eukaryota; Fungi; Basidiomycota; Microbotryomycetes; Sporidiobolales; Sporidiobolaceae. The transcript is spliced from 6 exons. The record is from RefSeq and is a predicted model, not a curated record. Gene Ontology annotation, biological process: epoxide metabolic process. Gene Ontology annotation, molecular function: epoxide hydrolase activity. The coding region runs from base 1 to 1173 and encodes 390 amino acids.
AUGCCCUCGCAACGCACCCUCCAGCUCGACCAGUUCCGCCCGUCCUUCUCCGCCGACGAGCUCGACUCGCUCCACCAGUCCAUCGCCUCUGCUCGCCUCCCCGCCGAGACGUACGCCUCCAAGCAGCCCAAGUACGGCGUGCAGCAUGCCUGGAUCAAGCACGCCCUCGCCUACUGGCAGGACAGCUUCAGCUGGAACAACUACGAGGACAGGAUCAACGCCGUCGACCACUUCAUGACGACCGUCGAGGACGACGGCCACAGCUACAAGGUCCACUUCCUCCUGCACGAGUCGGACGACCCAGACGCCAUCCCGCUUCUGCUCCUUCACGGCUGGCCCGGCAGCGCGUUCGAGUUCGUCGAGGUCAUCAAGCUCCUCCGCGACAGCAAGAGCCCGUCUUUUCACCUCAUUGCGCCGAUGGAGCCCGGCUACGGCUGGUCGAGCCCUCCUCCUCUCGACCGAGGGUUCGGCAUGUACGACUGCGCGCGCCUCAUGGACAAGCUCAUGACCGGCCUCGGGUUCAACGACGGGUACGCCGUCCAGGGCGGCGACAUUGGCUCGGGGCUCGCGCGCAUCCUCGCCCUCAAGCACAACGCCAAGGCCAUCAACGUCAACUACCUGCCCGCCGUCGCGCCGCCCGACGACGCGCCCGAGCGCCACCGGCUCAAGCCGCACGAGGAGAAGGCGCUCGAGCGCAGCGAGACGUUCCAGACGACCGGGCGAGGGUACGCCAUCGAGCAGGCGACGCGGCCUGGCACGAUCGGCAUCGUCGUCGGGAGCUCGCCCGUCGCACUUUUGGCCUGGCUCGGCGAGAAGUACGUUGAGUGGACCGACGACGACCUGCCGCUCGACGACCUCCUCGGCAUCGCCACCUUCUGGUGGCUGCGCGACUCGUACCCGUCGUCGAUCUGGGCCUACGCCGAGAUGCAGAAGACGGGCAUCUCGGCGCUGCACAACGACCCGCAGCACCGCCUCGACAAGCCGCUCGGCUUCUCGUCGUUCGCCAAGGAGAUCAGCUCGACGCCCGAGGCGUGGGCUGGCAGGAACGCCAACCUCCAGUGGUACCGCUAUCACGACAAGGGAGGCCACUUUGCCGCCGCCGAGCGCCCGCAAGAGUUCGCCAAGGACAUGCAGGACUGCUUUGCGGCGAUCUACCCUCACCCUCGAGCGUAGCGAAACGAGCGAUGUAACACGAGCGAGCGGUUCGUGCGAG